GUGACGUCACCUAUGUCCAUUAAUACAAUCCGGACUACAAUCGUUCCGACCUACCUACGCUAAGCUUUAUUAAACUAUAAUACAUAAAUAAAAAAUACCGGUUAACUAACUGACGGCCUUGAAAUAGUCGAAUAUUUUUAAUUAAGAAAACGAAUCGGAUUUAAGAAGCAGAAAGGUGUUUUAUGGGGACGGAAACCGUCGAGCCCAGAGAGGACUUCAGAGAUGGUAUAAGACCCGUAGAAGAUGCAGAACUUCAGUUUGUGGGCUCUUCUACCUCCGGCCUUCUCCAUCUUCACCGCCGGCGGGCUUUGGGCCGUAUACUUCAUUUCUCUUUAUAACGAGAUUGUGACGCCUCUCGGUGACCACAGAAAUUCAUCCCUUUAUCCUCCCUUCAUAAGUGUCACAGGCAACUUUCCACCAGGAAGCUGUUUCUUCAGUGCGACCAUGAACCUGGCAGCGUUUGCAGGGUCGGUCAUCGGCUUCCUCAGAUACCUGCAGCUGAAGAACAGGUUAUGCAGACCGUGGCUGAACGUGGCUGGAUUGGCGUUCUUCUCCAUCGCCUGCUUUGGAAUGACGAUUGUCGGGAACUUCCAGCUCUUUGCUCUGAUGAAGAUUCAUGACUCCGGCACCCUGAUGACGUUCGGGAUGGGCACGCUGUACUGCUGGCUUCAAGCUUACAUCACGCUGAGGGUGAACCUGAAGGGCGAGGGGACGAAGGUCGCCGCCCUCCGUUUCCUGUUGGCUGGACUCAUCACUCUUUGCUUGAUAUUGAAGUUCGUCUUCGUCACAUUCUCCCUCGUGCGAGCCGCUCAGUGUCAGUGGGCUCUGGUCAUGUCCUUCCUCAUCUACGUCGGCACUUUCGGCAUCGACUUUCGCCACAGCCACUUUGACGCGGUUUGCACCGACGAGGCGGAGCAUCCGGAAGAGUCCAGGACGUCUAUGAUAGAACAAGAGCUGCAGCAACUGUAGGCGUGUUGGACUCCAUUGAAGCCGAGUCUAACUUAUUGAAACAUUUUAAUGUAUUUUUAUGGUUUCUCUCCAUCUGUCCACUAUGAUUUUAAACACAUUUCUGUUGUGGGAUCAUCUUCUAUGCAGAUGAUGUUAAACUUUUCUACUCAGUGGAAAUGUCAAACAGUUUGGUUUAAUUUAAGUUGAUUAAAGUUUAAAACACUAAA
Molecule: messenger RNA, 1175 nt
Organism: Oryzias latipes (Japanese medaka)
Lineage: Eukaryota; Metazoa; Chordata; Actinopteri; Beloniformes; Adrianichthyidae
Source: RefSeq, a predicted model, not a curated record